AUGAGUGCUGCGCCGCUGCGCCGCCGCAAUCGCCCGUCUGCAGCAGCCAAGCCACCUUUGACCCCACCGCCGUCGCCGCUGCUGCCUCACGAUCUUCUGCCGUACUCACCGGACUCGGCCAAAACGCUGCCACUCCCGCCUCAGACCGCACCGCUAGUUCGCAAAGUUGCGUCGGUGCUUGGCUCGGCCCGUGCUGGCUCGCGGCCCAGCUCGGCUGUCGCACGCCGGCGACCUGCCACCGCGCUUGGCCUCAGGGCUGGCCGCGAUGCGCGGCUGCAGCUCGCGGCUGGCUCGCGGAGCGGACCGCCGGUCGACGUCGACAUCGAUGCAUUCCUCGACCUUCAUCGCCGAACUGCCAAGUCAUCGCGGGCGGCGCGGCGGAUCCAGCAGUGGUGGCGGGCCACUGUUCGCCGUCUCCAACUGGUAACCGCCAUCAACGAUCGCGUCGCCGCAACUGCAGCCUUCCUCCGCCCGGUCUUCUCGGCCUGGGUCCAGGCUGUUGUCUCGGAGCGGGCAAACCGGUUGCGGCUGAUGUCCAAAGCCUUUCGCGCCCUCGAGUUUCAAGUCGUCUACAACCGGCAGCGGUACAAGUGCACCGAGGUCUUUCUCGCCAUGCAGGCCUCGAAUCCGGUGUUCAAGCUUGCUGGCGUCUCCAUCGACUCGGGCUCGCGGGUCCACAGGGUCAUUGUCGCCUUUCGCGCCAUGAUCCAGCUCCGGACCACUCGCAACGUCAUCCAGCACUGGUACCAAUGGGUCCAGAUGCGUAAGCGCCGGGCUGCCGCCAUCCAGCACGCCAUGGUCCUCCUCCGCGACGCAUACUCGGUCAACUUUGCCGGCCUUACCUUUGUCAUGUGGUACCGCUACGCCCACAUGCGCGCCGCCGAGCGCGCUGGCGCUCCGCACCCCACCUUUGCCGAGCCUAUCCCCGAGUGGGACGCCUUUCUCGACCGCUACCACAAGCAGUCGGCUGCAGUCAUGCACGCCCUCACUGCCGCGUCCUCACUCCAUCUCCGCAGGGCCUUUUCCGCUUGGCACAGGCACACGGCCGCGGCCUCGGAGGCGCGCACCCGCCACGCCACAGCCGUCGCCUUCAACUCGCGCAAUCUGUGGUCCGCCGUCUGGCCGUAUUGGCGGGCCCACACCCUCGACUCGCGCGCGCGCCGCUGGAAACUCGGCCGCUGGUUCCACAAGCUCAAGGUCGAGAUGCGCCGCCGCACCGCCGGAGACGCCCUAACCCAUCGUCAUGCCCUCCUCCUCAAGCACGUGGCGUGGAAGCGGCUCAAGGCAUGGCUCCGCCACCGCAGGCUCGGACAUCUCGCCGCCCGCGCCUUGAUACUCGCCCCCACCGCCCCACGCGCUACCCUACUGUUUGCUGUGUACGCGCUGGGCGGGCCGCGUUUCGCGCCGCGCCUCACCCUCAUCAAGGUCUUCCGCGCCUGGGCCGCUGCUGCCCGCCGCGUCGUCCUCUUCAAUAAGUUUAAGGUUGCCCACGUGCUCGAGCGCCGUCGCUCGCUCACCGUCGCCUGCUUCUAUGCCCUCUCGCCGCUUGGCGCCGAUGCCGUCAUGUUUCUCGACGAGCUAACUCGAACAGCAACCUCGCGCGACGCCGUUGUCACCAUCUAUACCCGCCUCCUCGCCGGCGAGCCGCCCGAGCCUCCGGCGCUCGCCGCCCGUAUCGCCGCCGCUCCGCUGGCGGCCACAACGCCCGGCGCCGCCCCAGCAAACGUCAUCAAGAUCCUCCGCUGGCGCCGCGAGGUCAUCGCUGACGCCGCGCUUGGCUCGGAUCCCAUUCUGCUGCGCAAGCUCGCCGUCCUUGCCGUCGCCGCGAACAGCCCGUCGGGACCGUCGCUAGCCCGCGAGCGAGUGCCGCCCCGCGACCACUGGGAGACCUACGCUUGGGCCGCGGACGUGGCAGGCAUCGACAGCCUCGCUGCCCUCGAAGACGUCUGGGCAAAUGCCGUUGCCUCCGACAACUUGGUUCUCGCUGCCCGCGCCCAACUUCACGCCCGCGACACCAUGCUCCUCGCCGCGGCGCAAGUCCAUCUCGCGUCCAUGACGCUCGCCCAGGCUACGCCUUCCUCGGCCCGCUCGCCGUUUACCGCCUCAUUGGCUACCCCGGUUAUGGCCUCGUCGUUUUCGUUCUCCACGCAGCGGGCUGGCGACGCACUCGAUCCGGUUCCGGCCAUCGACGGCUUUGGCCUUGUCGCCACCUCCACCGCCCGUGAUCGCCAGCGGGCGAGUGCCCAGCGCCGGCAUCUCGGACGCGCCGGAGGAAGACUUUGA
Molecule: messenger RNA, 2283 nt
Organism: Thecamonas trahens ATCC 50062
Lineage: Eukaryota; Apusomonadida; Apusomonadidae
Exons: 2
Coding region: 1-2283 (760 amino acids)
Source: RefSeq, a predicted model, not a curated record